UGCAGGAGGCCUCAGGAACAGCAGGUACCCUGGCAGGGGAGCCAGGGCGGUGGGGCUUGUGGCACGAGUUGCUCGUAGGCUUGCGGGAGCGAGGUGUAGUGGGCCCUUUCUGCAAUACCUGCCCUGGCACAGCUACCUCACGGUUAGGGAUGGCCUCCUGCAUGGACUGAAGUAAUGGCCCUCCCUCCGGCCCUGUUCCCCUUGCAGAGGAUCCCCUCGCAGCUGCCAUGGCCAGCGGCAGAGAUUCGGAUGGCGAGCAGGCGGUGCCUGAGGAGGAGAGUGAGGGACAGGACGUGAAGGCCGUGCAGGCCCACUAUCUUCGCAGCCCCUCACCCAGCCGGUAUUCAGUGAUAUCGGACACCGAUACAGAGAGCAUCUUCAUGGAGCCAAUCCAUCUGUCAUCUGCUGUGGCUGCCAAACAAAUAAUCAAUGAAGAACUGAAGACAAAGGAUGCCAGGGUAGAUUCAGUGUGUCCCAGGAUGUUAGAGUCUGCGCAGCAGCUGAUGGUGGAAGACCUGUACAACCGAGUUAAGGAGAAGAUUGAUGACACCAGCUUGUUUAACACACCGUGUGUGAUGGACUUGCAGAGGGCACUUGUGAAGGACAGGCUGGAGACCCCCAGGGAUGCUGUGGAUGAAGUCUGGCCUAAUGUUUUCAUAGCAGAAAAAAGUGUUGCAGUGAACAAAAGCCGCUUGAAGAGACUGGGGAUCACUCAUGUCUUGAAUGCAGCCCACGGCACAGGUGUAUACACAGGGCCAGGGUUCUACAACGGGCUGAAUAUCCAAUACCUGGGCAUCGAAGUGGAUGAUUUUCCAGAUAUGGAUAUCUCCAAACACUUCCGCCCUGCUGCAGAGUUCCUUGACGAGGCACUGCUGACUUACAGGGGCAAAAUCCUCGUCAGCAGUGAAAUGGGAAUCAGUCGCUCAGCUGUGCUGGUGGCUGCUUACCUGAUGAUCUACCACCAUAUGACCAUUCUGGAGGCUCUAAUGACUCUGAGGAAGAAGCGUGCCAUUUACCCCAAUGAUGGCUUUCUGAAACAGCUGAGGGAGCUCAAUGAGCAAUUGUUGGAGGAACGAGAGUCGGAGCAUACUGGAGAUGAAGAAGUCACUCCUAGUCAAAGUCCAGUUGUUUGUGCAGGGACUUCAUCCCGGCUGUCUGGAGUGGGAGACUCAGAAAGCAUCAUGGGAGCCAAAGCUCACUCCAUCACAGUAGAAGAAGAGGACGCCAGCAGCCUGCUUGAUAGUCUUAUGAGCUCUUCAUCAGUGGGAAAAACUAGCCGCGUUUCCAAACGCUCCACCCUCAUCAGUGAGGAGGAAGAGGAAGAGUUGUAUGAGGAAUGGAGGAAGAAACAAGGCCUGCCUGCAAAGGAACCAGGAGUUAACCAUGGGAGAACAUCUCCAAAUCUUCUAAAUCAGGAAGGGGAACAAUCUGAGGAGGAUGUUGAACAGAGGAUCCAUGACUGGCAGCGCAGAAAUGAGAAAUACCAGAUGGAGGGUCCAUCCAGGGAGGAGAAUGGAGAUUAUGGCAUAGGAGGAAGACCUUACCAAUCAGGGGAAUUCAGUGAUGUUGAGAGUGUGAGCAGUUUUGAGAUCCGAACCCUAAAACAACAGCUGGAAGCCAGUAGCUUUAGCAGGAUGAGGAGGAGCCGUACAGGUUCUAUGUCUUCAGAGAGCACUUGGGACAUGUGGAACCAGAGGCUUCUGGAGAUUGAGAAAGAAGCUGCUCAGAGAUAUCAUUCUAAGAAUAAAAAAUGUGGUGAGAGACAGUCUCCAGAAGAAGGAAGAAAGGAGAGGGAUGUGGAUGAGGAGAGCGUGUUUUCAGACAGUAGUUCCUUUUACAAUUUCUGCCAAAGGAACAAAGACAAGUUGACACCUCUAGAAAGGUGGAAGGUCAAGAGGAUCCAGUUUGGCUUUCACAAGAAGGAUUUAGACCCAUCAUCGUCUUCUGCACCAUCUCCAGCAGAAGAUGGCAACCAUGAAGGUGAGGAGGGGACAGAAGGGAAGAGUUUGUCAGAUAUUAACCUGAGUGCUUACCAGGCUUGGAAAAUGAAGCGGCAGAAGAAGGUGGGCAGUGAAAGCAAGGAGGAAUUUGUGGAGUUUGCCAAAGGCGAGGAUUCUGCUUCAGCUAAAAAGAAGCAGAGGCGUGCAGAGCUCCUUGAACGUUCAAAGAAAAUCUUAGAGGAAAGCCAGUCCAUGUGCAGCUGGGAGACAGACAGUAUGAUGAGUGGGAGUAUUCCGCUGUCAGCUUUCUGGUCCUCAGCACCUUCUGCAAGCGGUGCCGAGGAUGCAGCUUCUGCGCUGAGCAUGCAGACAAGUCACUCAUCUUUAUCACAGACAAGGAGCAGCAUGGGGGCAGCACAGCCUCAGGUGCCAAGUACACCCCUUCCCAAUCUCCCAGUUGGCCCAGGUAACUCAAUAUCCAUGGCAAGCAUUCAGAACUGGAUCGCUAACGUGGUCAGUGAAACCAUUGCCCAAAAGCAAAAUGAGAUCAUGAUGCUGUCUCGUCCAUCAUCUGCGAUGGCCUCCAGCGUCAUGUCAGGAGACCUUGGCAGGCGUGUAGAUGAUGAUAAGGUUUCUCUUCUCAGUGCUCAGAGUGGUUCAUCUCUUGCUACCUCACACCUUCGCCAGCAGGACCUGCACAGGGCUGAGUCUCAGUCUGUCCUGUCUUGUAAUACCUCAGUGAGCACAAGGUCAGAAGGGGCUAGUUCAAAACAGACAAGCAAACCAUUGUACAGCCUCUUUGCUGAUGAUGUUGACCUAAAGAAACUCAGGAGGAAGGAGAAGGAGAUGCAAAUGGAAAUGAGAGAGAAAAUGUCAGAUUAUCAGGUUGAAAAGGUGAUCAGAGACAAUAAACGCAGCACCUUAUUUAAAAAAAAGAUGACCAAAGGAGAGGAAAAUGAAACAGAUGACAGAGAGAGAACCAGGCGCCCCUUGCAAGCAGAUCUUGACAGAACUGAUACAGUCUUUGAUGUGUCCAGUCAACCUGCAGAGGUAGAGACUGACAUUACCAAGUGGCUCAGUGGCCUGAAAGCAGAAAGAGAACCACCAUCAUAUUAUGAUCAAAGUGAGAAGGCCAGAGAGAGAUACAGCAGAUCAUCCAAAAUUAGGGAGAUGGACUCUGAAACAUCCAGUUACAGAUUCUCCAGAUCCCAGAGAGAAGAGCUAGACAGCUGUUCUUCCUAUGAGUCAAAAGGAGAUUCACUGAGAACCAUGUCAAGAUUUUCCUCCGCUUCUGCAAAAGAGGACAAAAAGAUGUACAAGUUCACAAAAUCAAGGGUCAGUGAGACAACAAGUUCCAGAGAAAGGAGCCCAGAGAUGCAUGUUUUCAGAUCAACACCUGAACCAUCCUUUGACUCUGAAUCCCCUGAACCAUCUACACAGAGUCGAGUCAGAUCUCAUCACAUGGAGGCGUGUGAAGAGGAGGCCAGGUCAGACAUGUCAGAAUUUGGAGCUAAGAGAAAGUUCACCCAGAGCUUUUCAAAGUCUGAAGAAGAUGGAAAGAAGGAGGCAAAAGUGGAACAAAGUGAAGAAAGAUUUGCAUCUAGACAGUUCUCUCAGUACAGGCGAAGUGUGCGUAAAGAAGAGGAAGAAGAGAUGGAUGAUGAUGCCGUUAUCGCGGCUUGGAGAAGCAGGCUAGAAGAAACUACGGCAAAGCUCCGUCGGCGAAGGGAAGAGUGACCAAGAUCAGAUUAUACGAAUACAAGCAGAGACACAAAGUCCUCAAAUCACUCAUCAUUAUAUUUCUGAUAAUCCUUUGUGGUUUGUAGGGCAUUUCCUGCAGAUAGUUCUCUUGUUAAUCAAAAGCGAUAAAGGGAAGAGGUCAAGUUUUGGAAGUGUUUGUGGUUCGUCAGAAAGAAGAUGCUAGUAUUAAAUGAUCAAUGUAGGUAGGAACACAAUGUUAGAAGCCAUUAGGAGCCAGACGAUGUUUCAGCAGCGAAAGCAAGUAAUGGUGGCACCUCAAGUCAAAAGACCAAUCACAUCCCAUUUUGGUUAUUUCAAUUUGCUAGUCUCAUUAAGUGCUGGAUGUUUUUUUUAUAGGUUCUUUUUGAUCACAAAUGGAAGAAGCCAACAGCCUUUUCUAGGAACUUGAAGAAUGUUCCUCUCUUAAUCAGUUUUACUUUAUAUUAAGAAGGUAUUGCCAGGUAGGCUCCAUUUUCUGCACCAGUCUUAUGAAUGUCUGUAGAAAUAAGACAAUUCAGGGAAAUACAUGUACCAGUUUACUUCACUAAGUAGCAGAAGCAAAGGGAAAUACUAGAAAAAAAAAAAGUCUCCUUCUUUUUAGAAGUUCAGUGCAGUAAUGGAUGUAUUCCUGCGGUACCAUUGUUUUCUAUUAGAUGGAGUCAUCCAGUAUAGCUGGUUCCUGAAAAUAGCUUUAGGUCAACAAAGGAAAAAUCUAGCAAUAUUAACAGCUGCCUGAAAAUUAUGUUCUGAUGUAGUUAAAGAGAUGGAGUCAAGGUUAGUGUUAGUGUUAGGGGUUUCUGAAGUGCUGGCUUCAGUUUGUUUUAUGUAUGCAGCUCAACUAAGUCUGGGGUUUUAUUUCUAUAGUCAGAUUGUCAUGUAUUAAUUUUCAACAUGAUUGCCUGAAAAGACAAGAGUAACACACAAACUGACCUCAAAAUAAAAUGAUGUAUAACUAAA
Colius striatus (speckled mousebird) is the source of this 4637-nucleotide messenger RNA. It is a transcript of the gene STYXL2, whose product is annotated as serine/threonine/tyrosine interacting like 2. The record is from RefSeq and is a predicted model, not a curated record. Bases 228 to 3677 code for a protein of 1149 amino acids. Gene Ontology annotation, biological process: negative regulation of MAPK cascade; protein dephosphorylation. Gene Ontology annotation, molecular function: MAP kinase phosphatase activity; protein tyrosine/serine/threonine phosphatase activity. NCBI's taxonomy places the organism in Eukaryota, Metazoa, Chordata, Aves, Coliiformes, Coliidae. The transcript has 5 exons. Gene Ontology annotation, cellular component: cytoplasm.